Molecule: messenger RNA, 807 nt
Organism: Rotaria sp. Silwood2
Lineage: Eukaryota; Metazoa; Rotifera; Eurotatoria; Philodinida; Philodinidae
Source: the annotation of a GenBank genome assembly
AUGAGUCGUUCUGCAGUGCAAGAAGGAAGUGGUUGUAAAACUCAACUCGUUAACGGUUUUUCAUGUCUUGUUUUGGGUAUAGUCAUAGUUGCACUAACACCACUAUUUCAGUCACUUCCAAUGGCUUGUCUGGCUGCUAUCAUCAUCGUCAAUUUGAGAGGGCUCUUGUUUCAAAUUAAAGAUUUCUUCUUUUACUAUCGUAUUAGUAUUAUGGAAUGUCUUCUAUGGUUCAUCACAUUUUUAACUAUACUCUUGUUCGAAGUUGAUAUUGGUCUCUACGUAGGUCUAGGUACUUCAUUUCUCAUAAAUACAAUACGUACACAAAUGCCUCGUUUUGCUGUUCUCGGUCAAAUUGACAAUACUGAACUCUACAAGAAUGUCAAAGUAUUCCCAGUAGCUCGGCAAUUUGCCAAUAUUAAAAUUCUUCGUUUUGAUGAAUCACUUUAUGCAUGUAACACACCAUUUUUUAAACGGAAAUUUUAUGAACUAAUCGGUAUUCAAUUACGACAAGAUCCACUUAUUUCAUAUGACAUACAAAAUUUGAAUCAAAAUGAUGGCAUUCAAUAUAAAUAUGUUAUUCUUGAUUGUUCACCUUUCAAUUUUAUUGAUACAGUUGGAGUGAAGUUACUCAUUGAGAUUUAUAACGAUUUGAAAAAACGAGACAUUCAAUUAUAUUUAAGUGAAUGUCGAUGUAAACUUACUAAGACUGAUUGCAGCAACUCGAAUUUAACAAUGUUCUUCGUACUUUUGCUUUAUUUUAUUCGUUUAUUUAUUAAUAGCGCAUUUAUUGUAAUUAAAUCACAAUGA